AUGUUGCAGUUCGUGUUAGAAAAGGACCAACGAUUGCCACAUUCACAGCUCAUCGUUCAACUUCCUGUCGUCCAUCCAUUUUUUGACCACUUCAUCGCCAAAGUCGUGGAUGUCUCUCCAUCUGUAGAUUCUUUAAUUCGGGAUGCGAAUCGAACAUUUCUGGCUUCAACCGACGAUUCGACCACUAUUCGAAUUCACUCACUUCAUCCUGGUCAUAAGUAUCGUAUCGCGAUAAUUGGUCGUAGAGAUGACAACUCGUCGGUGUUGAGGGAAGAUGAGGUGACAAUGGAUCCGUCUGCACCGCAAUUUCCGAUCCAAGACAUUGACAUCACCAUGAACAACAUAACGCUGAAAGUCGUCAAAAAUGAGAAAUACGUGCAGGACUUGUUUCUGGUGGAGUACCGACAGCUGGAACCAGAUAAACGCUACCCGGUUCUGGAAGUUCUCGAUAUUCCCGAGCAGAAAAAUCUCGAAAUUUACAUUGGGAAUCUUAAUCCUGGUCAGGACUAUAUUGUUAAAGUGAUUGCUGUUAAGUCUGGACUAAGGAGCAGGCCGUGGUCUGCCACACUUUCUACAAAACCAGAUUCUGUGUCAAAUCUUACCGUAUCCGAGACUGGCAUUUCCUGUUUGACCGUCGAGUGGAAACUUCCUGCAAAUAGUGGUGCGGACUCCUUCUUAAUACGGUAUUCGAAAAUGGAUGUAGUGUCGAACACUAGCAUAACAUUGCCUCGGACGGACCGUUCAGUUCACUUGUGUAACAACAUUGUUCCUGGUUAUAUCUACAUAAUUUCAAUAGUAGUGAAAAAAGGAUUGAGUCGAUCAGAGGAGAAAACUGUGUCCUACACAGUUCGUCCUUUAAGUCCUGAAGACUUCAAGAUUUUUCCCGAUAUCACGAAAGGAAAAUAUCGAUUAAUGUUUGGUUUAAACUCGACAUCGUAUUAUGAUGGAUGUCGCGUGUCCGUUGUUAGUGAAACGUUGGAAAAAAUCGAGCAGUCCGAGAAGUUAAGUGAAGAGGGCGCGAAUAAGAAAUGUUCGAUUCUGCUUCCAUUGUUUCCGGGUGACCGCUUCGAGUUUACUCUUUCUACUUUUUCCCAUAAUGUGAGCAGCUCAAAACUUUAUCGAAGUGUUGUACUGACUCCUGCAUUCGAUAUGGCUGCGUUCGGCUUAAAUCUUCAGGAACUGAGAAAUGGUGUUGAGUUGUCGUGGCCGCAAAGCGAUGUAUUCAUGGCACGGAUAAAGGAUAUCUGGAGCAAAGAAAGUCCUAAAAUACCGUCUUUUGAAGAAAUCUCUCUAGCACUCGUGUGGUUUCAGGUGGUAGGACCGGCGUCUCAACUUCAGAUGCGUUUGUUCCCCACUGAUGGUGUGGGGAAGGGGCGUCGAUUGCAUGGCGAUCCAUACAAUGCUACCUCUCUUUACAUUGGGUCACUGAGAAAAGGCAGCUGUUAUAAGAUUUGUUCUACUGUAGGUUUAUCGACGAACAUUUUUAUGGAAUCGAAAUCUCUACUGACUCAGCUUUCCUUCCUUAAGCCAAUUAUGAUCAUCAGAUUCUUUCAGAUUCAAAUCUUCACUGUGACAAAGUCGGGCAUUGUGUCAGAGACGAGGUUCAACGAGUAUUUCCGUAUGUCCCCUCCUGGAGUAAACAUGUCCGUUCACUCGAUCACGCAGACAUCUGCCACUCUUCACUUGGUGUUCCCCUACGAUGUUGGUUUUUUCGUGCCAGACAAUCCUGAUCCGCAAUCUGAGCUGAAUGUUGUCGUGAUCGAUAUGCACGGGCAUGUGGUGCUCGACAAGACUCAAAAGGCUCACGGCAACGUCUUGUCAGAGAUAAAGCUCAAUGGCUUGCGUCCUUAUCACAAAUAUUCUUUAAAUGCGAAGAUCACGUGUUCAUCAGGACCACUUGAAUGCAAGCCGGCGGUGCGUUCGUUACGACAGUUGAGCUUCUCUACUAUGCAGGACAAGCCAGGGCCAGUGCUAUCAGCUUCAGUGUCCGCAUUGAAUCCGUACUCGGUGCAGGACACUUCGGUAGAUUCGCGAUCUAUCAUUGUGGGAACGGCUACAAACCGAUCCGACCACUUCUUGGAAACGGUCAUUGACGGGCUGUCGGGCGGGGAGCGGUACAACUUUGUGGUUCGUGCAGUAACUGAAGCCGGACCUGGUGAGCCGCAUACUGUGCCGCCCGAUUUCAUCAAAAUGCCAAUUAUGGCGCCUCCCCGUACAGCAGCGGUGCCGAAAGUGGACAGCAAUUCGAUCACCAGCUAUUCUUUGACUGUCAAAUAUUCGCCAAUCAUGUUUAACGCAAAACACGGCAAGAUUGUCAGGAGUGCACUGCUGGUAGCUGAAGUAACGGAAGACGGACAAGUUAGCGAAAUCUGGUUGAAUGCCGGAAACGACACAUACACGUGGAUGCAAGUGCAGCGGUUCGACGUCUGGCCUCUGUACACAGCCGCUGUAGAUGAACCCAAAUCGAGGGCCACUCCGUCUCUCCAUCAGGCAGUCGGUGUGGAUCAGUCGUGCGGGGACCUUCCACUAGAUACCGUAUGUAAUGGUCCGUUGAAGGCUGCUACCAACUACAAGUUCAAACUGAGACUAUUCACAGCCCCAAAUCUCUUUUCCGAUACCGAUUUCAGCGAGGUUGUCGUUACAGGUAGGGUUAUUUAUCUUUGGUUUCAAUUUUUUCAUCUCGUGCUGUUUUUAAAAUUUCUACGUUUACCCAUUCACAGUGCUAAAGUAUCGAGUGAAUAUGUUAGAAGGAAAGAAGUUAAUCACUUCUGA
Molecule: messenger RNA, 2772 nt
Organism: Angiostrongylus costaricensis
Lineage: Eukaryota; Metazoa; Nematoda; Chromadorea; Rhabditida; Metastrongylidae
Source: the annotation of a GenBank genome assembly